CUGGGACAUCGGCGCGCGCGUGUGUGUGGUUCUAAAUGGGCCUAGCGCCGAGCUUUAAUGGGCCUACUCGAACAAGCCCGCCACGGUUGUUAUCUCUUUUCUCCCGCAGAAAAAAAUCGAAAUAAAUCCUGCAACUGUUCAAGAAAAAGAAAAAACUCCAACCUUUCCCUUUCCUCCGCGAUCCGCCGAUCCCCAACCCCCAAUUCCGACGUCGUCCCGCGGCCGAGCCCCAGCAUCGCGAGAUCGCUGUUCCCGCCGGCGGAGUUCUCUCUCGCCGCAUCACGCCCUAGAUUUUUCGAGGCGAAGGUUGACAUCUGGGAAGAACUUUUGUGACGUGCUCAACAAUGUAUCUGAUAAACACCUGACCCAGGAAUUAAGCAGGACAUACCUCUGUUUCCAUUUAGAUCAUUUGUUAUCUGCAAUAGCGCCCCUUGUUCUUUUCACCAGCGCAUUGCUUACACAUCUCAGCGUCAGAUUUACUAGUACAAGAUGCCCAUGUCUGGCAGUCAGACACAAUCUAGCGACUAUGAGCUUCUUGCCAGCCAACCCGAUGCUCAAUGCCUAGUUUGCACGAGACCUUUUACUUUGGAUACUGAGGUGACCAAUAGCUUUGAAGCUUUAGCUAUAUGCAGGGAAUGCAAGGCUACUGUGCUUAAUGAUAGUCAAAGAGAUGUAACAACCAGCACUAGUCAGCAAAGACGACAAAGAAGGCGGAGAUCUAGGACUGCAAGUCUUGAAUCUAAUGAGGAUGCAUUCUCACAGCAGUUUUCCCAACUGAUCAACUUAGCUAGACAGGGCCAUGAAGCAGAUAUUGAUUCUCCGACCGUUGUGCGACAGCUGGCAUCUUAUAAUUCUACACCGAACCAGUCCCAAAGGUGGCAUGCUUCAGAUGAUGAGAGUGACGGUCUCAGUUAUGCUGAUUCUGUGUUUGACGAGCUUGAAUCAAACAUCAGUUUUGGGGACUAUGGCGGGGAGUCAGAUGCUUCUCUAGGUCAACAUAGCAUGAUGGGAAGGGAGAUUACCAUUCAACUUGACAACGAGAGUUACAUGAAUACCGAUACAGAUAUUGAUCCCAUGAAUGCUGGAAUGGACCUGUGGGAUUCAGAUGACCAAGAGGAUGAAGAUGUGCAGUUGGAAGAAUCUGAUUUUGAUGAAGCAGUUGAUGCCAUGCAGCAGCACCAGCAGCAAUCACGUGGCAUUGGCCCCAGUGAAUUGACUGGGUGGGAGUCUGAAGAUGGGGUAUGGACUUGGAGAAGUCAAAGAGCAAAUAUGACCAACUUGAUGGCAGACAUGGAAGGGCCAGAUGUCAGGACACCUUUUGUUGGGAAUCCUGGUGAUUAUGCUGAUGCAAGACAGUUUGAGAUGAUUCUUGAACAAUUUGCUGAGGACGACAGUUCCAGAAGAGGAGCUCCACCUGCAGCGACCUCUUUCAUUGGAAAUCUUCCCUCUCUGGUUAUCUCCACAAGCCAUGAGGCAGAUGGCGCUGUGAUCUGUCCAGUCUGCAAAGACCCGAUGCCUCUCAGAACUAGAGCAAAACAGCUACCAUGCAUGCAUCUAUAUCAUUCGUCAUGCAUCUUGCCGUGGCUUAGUUCCAGGAAUACAUGCCCAGUUUGCCGAUAUGAACUUCCUACAGAUGAUCCAGAAUCCGAGAGGUCCGAGCGAGCUGCAACAAAUGAAAGAGAUGUCCUUGGGGUGGAGGAACACACCCAUCUGCAGGAAAUUGGUGAAGAAGGUUCUGAUGAACCUGGGGCUGAAGAAACUCAGGACAUGUUUAAUGAUGCAGUGGAAGUGACUAAUACAAGUGAACAUGGUGUUCAUGUUGCUGAGCAGUCAAACAGAGCAUGUGCCCACCGUCGAUGGCUGUUUAUUGCAGUUGCCCCAGCAUCUGAAGACUCAAGAUGCCUCCAGACUCCAGUUCACCUUAUGUUAGAAAUUUAACCAGCGCUGGCUGUGAGGUAUUUCUCUAUUUGUUGAUGCUCAUGUAUAGGUUUGUCUUGUCCCUUUUGCUUUUCCAUAAGUAGCUCUUGCCUAGCUAAACUAGCUGCUUGCAGCAUGAGUGCAUGACUGCUGCAGAGGUAUUCAGGUAUAGGCCUCCUUUGGUCCAUAGGAUAGGAAUAUCAUUGUAAAUAGGAAAAUCAUAGGAAGUGAGAUGACAUGCACCUCAAUUCCUAUAGGGAAAGAGAUGUCAUUUGAUGCAUAGUAUCUCUGUUUUUAAGGCGUCCCGCCUUGGACGCUUAGGCGACGCUUAGGCGAUAAGGCGCCCCGCCAGCGCCUUACAAAUAUGCCCGCCUUAGGCGCUUAGGCGUCCGCCUUAGGCGCUUAGGCGUCGCCUAGGCGAUAAGGCGCCCCCCCAGCGCCUUAGAUCGCCUUACCGCCUUAAAAACAUAGCAUAGUAUAGGAAUUUUUCCAUUGAGUCUAGGCCUCAUUCAGUUUGGAGGAUUUUUAUAGAAAAACGCAGGAACAAGGAUUUCAUAGGAAAAUUUCCUAUAGAUGCAUUCGGUUUGUAGGAAACGCGUACGGGAAUUUCGUAGGAAUACUAUUCAUUUCCUGUGUUUUUGGAGGAAUCUACACAUCCACUCAAAGCUCAUUUUGUGCGUAGGAAUGAGGCAAGACAAUUCCUUAGGAUGGCAAGUGCAUCCUAUCAAAUUCCUAUACUACUCCUAAUUCCUACAUUUUGGUUUCCUCCAAACCGAAUGAAUGUGUCUUUUCCUUUGAAAUGUGAAGGAUUGAUUCAUAUCCUAUGUAGGAAUAGGAAUCCAUUCCUACAAACCAAAGGGCUCCAAAGAAAGUUUUCCUUUAAACAUCUUAUCCUACAGAAUUCCUACAAACCAAACGAGGCCAUAUAUUUUGUGGUAGCUUGUAUGUUUUCAUGAGGUAAAACAGGGCAGGGAAUAGUACGCAAGCAGAAGGCAGAAACCAGUUUUCUACCAUCCUACUGAUGAAUAGACACCACCAUGCAGUGAAGAUCAAUGAAGGCUGUCUACUGUUGCCUUGUGAUCUGAAAACAAUGUUUUAACAGUGAGAAAUGAAUAAAUUAGGAAAAUAAGAAGUGACAUUCAUUUCAGAAGAGUAGGCGUAUGAAGGAGCUGAGCACUAAUUACCUCCCAUCUCAAACUCUUGUUGACUUAUAUGAACUGUAUGGUAAGUCUACAGAGUAGAUGUGUAGUAAGGGAAGGAAUAAAUGGUCCCAAGCCUAUGUAACUCUAUGGCAACACCCAGCAGAUGAAGAGGAUCCACAUGAGGCCAUUCCAGAUACAUUCUAUUACCUUACCUCAUUUCCUUCUCUAGAGGAAGACUCGAUGCAUGCAUUUGCUCUUGUAUGUGUAUGUAUGCCUAUACUUAGAGUCUCAGAUUCACAAGGCCGCAACACAUCUGCAACGCCACCCAACUGCGUCAGUUCAUUGACCUUUGGUUGCUUCUCAGAAAUAUUCAGCUUUCAGAUGUGGCCGACAAAAUUUCUUGGAAGUGGACUCCUGACUUGAAGUACUCGGCUAGCUCGGCUUAUCUGCAGCAGUUCACUGGUUCUUUUGCAGCCACCAAUGUCUAGAAGCUAUGGAAGGCUAGAGUUGAACCCAAGUGUAGAUUCUUCAUUUGGCUAUGGCUUUGGGAACACAUCCUCACCAACGACAACCUUCUGAAGCGGGGCUGGCCGAACAAUGGCCCUUGCAACCUCUGCGAUCAACAGCCUGAAAUCCCUGCACAUUUGCUGCUCCAUUGCUCCUUCGCACGCGAGGUUUGGCACCUGACUGCGGAUUGGCUUCAGCAACCGGCACUCAUCCUGCCUAUCGACUCCUGCUGCUCCCAGGUGUCUGUCUAUGGCUGCUGGAACAUUUGGAAGGAGAGAAACAGGCGAGUCUUUCAAAAUUCUAUCUGCUCGGCUGAUCAGGUGCUUAGCAUGUCAAAUCGAAUAUGGCCCUUGCUCACUCCUCCAUUACUUGAGACACCUUUGGUGAAAACGAGCCAGAGCCCGAGCCGGAUUAGUUUUGUAUGCUUUCUUUCUUUUCUUUAGGAAAACUACUUUCCCUGUCUUGUAACUGACAAAUCUAAGACAAGUAAUAUGGAUCGGAGGGGGUAACUGACAUUAUGUUGCUUCCCCUUUGAAAUGCAUCGGCAGUACAACUGCCUGUCCCUUAAAAAAACAAUAUGAUCACCAUCACUUGCUGCAUUUUGAAAUCCUUGAGUUUAGCGGCACAUCAAAUAUUCAAAUCUAGAUUCUACAUCUGCUUCAUACAACUUCGGCAAACAAAGUUCCAAGCACAUUAUUGCUUAAGCGGAUAGUCAAUAAGCAUACCUUUAUUUAAAUUGAGCAUGCCCAUACAGGUGAAAGCACAGUUUAAUUUUCGGAUCCUUCUUGUUUACCAUUCAUGUUCACUGUUCGGGUAAAAGAUCAAUUUCCCACAUACGUAGUUUGUGAGAUGACUACUUCAUAUUUGUAGCGUAUUAUUAGAUGGUACUCCCUCCGUUCCAAAAUACUUGAAGUUUUAGGUUUGUCCUAACAUUUUUAAGUUUGACCAAGUUAAUAGAAAAAUAUACCAAUAUCUACAAUAUCAUAUUAGUUUCCUUAGAUUCAUCAUAAAACAUAUUUUCAUACUUUAUAUAGUUGAUGUUGUAGACGUGAUAUAUUUUUCUAUCGACUUGGUCAAACAUAAAGAUGUUUGACUUAGGAAAACCUAGAACUUCAAGUAUUUUGGAACGUAGGAAGUAGUACUCAGUGUGGAUUAGGUUCCACUUGCAAUGUUUUGAUCUUGUGUGAGCAUGCUUUUUGUGUCCAGA
Molecule: messenger RNA, 4773 nt
Organism: Triticum aestivum (bread wheat)
Lineage: Eukaryota; Viridiplantae; Streptophyta; Magnoliopsida; Poales; Poaceae
Exons: 3
Coding region: 490-1938 (482 amino acids)
Biological process (GO): protein ubiquitination
Cellular component (GO): cytoplasm
Molecular function (GO): ubiquitin protein ligase activity
Source: RefSeq, a predicted model, not a curated record